Suillus discolor is the source of this 588-nucleotide messenger RNA. RefSeq lists its product as uncharacterized. The transcript is spliced from 5 exons. Lineage: Eukaryota; Fungi; Basidiomycota; Agaricomycetes; Boletales; Suillaceae. The record is from RefSeq and is a predicted model, not a curated record. The coding region runs from base 1 to 372 and encodes 123 amino acids. Gene Ontology annotation, molecular function: hydrolase activity.
AUGCCAAUUUCGACAUUCACCACGCUUGCUAAACGGGAACUCGAAGGUCGACCGGGAUGGUGCCUUGAUCUUACUUUCCAGCACGCCUUGCUGGUCCUUGGCUACGAGUUUGGUGAUGAUCGGGAGGUGCAGCUUGGGAAGCGUAUUGAAGGCACAGAGCUCGGUUGGUGUCUCGGUGCUACGAUAGCAAUGUAUAAUGAGCUGCAUUUCUCAUUCGAGCUGUUCCCUCGUACCACCAUGAUUACCCAGCAGGAUGACGAGGAGACACCUCUUCUGCAACGACUAGAGCAACCAAAGGCCAAGACACCUCUACCCUGGGAUCAAUCUUGGAUUAUACUGCUCGUAGAGAUGCCAGAUUUUCUUUCUUCUUAGACCCUUGCGCUGUUUAUUCCUCAACUCAUUAGAGACAUCGGAGUCACUCAUGGAGACGAAUCCCAGGUUGGUCGCUAUGUCGGUAUCCUUCAAUCAUCAUACUAUGCAGCUCAUACCUUGACUAUCUUUCAUUGGAGUCAACUGUCCGACCACAUCGGGCGGAAGCUGUAACACUGACAGCUUUAUUAGCAAUUAUUAUUUCGAUGUUUUCAUUUG